Thlaspi arvense is the source of this 2589-nucleotide messenger RNA. NCBI's taxonomy places the organism in Eukaryota, Viridiplantae, Streptophyta, Magnoliopsida, Brassicales, Brassicaceae. The record is from the annotation of a GenBank genome assembly.
UGACAAUCUCAAUUUCACUCCAUCUCGUCUAACUCAUUCAAGCAUAAGAAACCUAACUUUUAAUGUUCCUUUAGAUUUGCCUAUAAAUACACGUAUGCCUACACUUCUCCAAUUCCAAUACAAAUCAACACAAAGACAAGAAUCACAAACAUCAAUACAUUCUCAACCUACUCCCAAAAAACGACACGCAUUGCUUUUCCCAAAAAGCCAUUUGAUCUCUACCAACCUCAAUGGCCCGUUGUUGCAAACUUCUUACCGGUUUCUUAUUGUGGGCUCUUCUGAUGCUCGCAUGGUGCGAAGCUUCAAGAAGCAGCCUUAAUGGAUAUGACCAUUCUAAUGGAAGGUUAAAAACCGAUAGCUUAAUUAAGCGUGGACAUGAUAUCACGCAUUUGAAAAGCUACGUAAGAGCCUCUUCAAGGCCUGUAGCCACCGUUAGUGUUUCUGAGUUUGGAGCUAGAGGAGAUGGAAAAACUGACGACACGCAGGCGUUCCUAACUGCGUGGAAGAAAGCAUGUUCUUCGAAUGGAGCUGUUAAUCUCUUAGUUCCCGAAGAGAAAACGUAUCUCCUUAAGUCUAUUCGAUUAACUGGUCCAUGCAAAUCAAUUCUUACCGUUCAGAUAUUUGGGACGUUAUCGGCAUCUCAAAAACGAUCGGAUUACAAAGAUAUCAGCAAAUGGAUUACGUUUGACGGCGUUAACAGUCUAUCAGUAGAUGGCGGCGCCACCGGAACUGUCAACGGAAACGGCGAAACAUGGUGGCAAAACUCAUGCAAACGUAACGAAGCUAAGCAAUGCACAAAAGCCCCAACGGCUCUUACUUUCUACAACUCGAAGAACUUGAGAGUGAAUAAUCUGAGGGUGAAAAAUGCUCAACAGAUUCAGAUUUCGAUUGAGAGAUGCUCCAACGUUCAGGUCUCAAACGUUGAGGUAACUGCGCCUGCAGAUAGUCCUAACACCGAUGGUAUUCAUAUCACUAACACCCAAAACAUUCAAGUCUCCAAAUCCAUCAUUGGAACAGGAGAUGAUUGUAUAUCUAUUGAAAGCGGAUCACAAAAUGUUAAAAUCAAUGAUGUAACUUGCGGCCCCGGUCACGGUAUCAGCAUUGGGAGCUUAGGAGAUGACAAUUCAAAAGCAUUUGUCUCAGGCAUUACUAUAGAUGGUGCUAAGCUAUCCGGUACAGAAAAUGGAGUUCGAAUCAAAACCUAUCAGGGAGGGUCAGGAACUGCUAGCAACAUUAUAUUUCAGAACAUUCAGAUGGAGAAUGUGAAGAAUCCAAUCAUAAUAGACCAAAACUACUGCGACGAAAGCAAAUGCACAGAACAGAAAUCCGCGGUCCAAGUGAAGAACGUAGUAUACCGAAACAUAAGCGGCACGAGCGCAUCGGACAUGGCAAUAACCUUUAAUUGCAGCAAGAACUAUCCAUGCCAAGGAAUUGUGCUUGACAAAACUUUGACAAUGGCGGAACGUGGUGGAGAACGUGGUGUAGAGCGUGGUGGAGAGCGUGGUGGUUUCGCGCGUGGAUUCGGAGGCCGUGGUGGCGGAAGAGGUGGUCCUAGAGGCCGUGGUGGUCGACGUGGAGGUCGUGGUGCCGCGGAGGAGGAGAAAUGGGUUCCAGUGACCAAGCUUGGUCGUCUCGUGAAGGACAAUAAAAUCCAGAAGAUCGAGCAGAUCUAUCUUCACUCACUUCCGGUUAAGGAGUACCAGAUCAUUGAUCUCCUCAUUGGCCCUUCGUUGAAGGAUGAGGUGAUGAAAAUCAUGCCGGUUCAGAAACAGACCAGGGCCGGUCAGAGGACGAGGUUCAAGGCCUUUGUUGUCGUCGGAGACGGGAACGGUCACGUCGGAUUGGGAGUGAAGUGCUCUAAGGAGGUCGCUACGGCCAUCAGAGGAGGGAUUAUCCUCGCGAAGCUCUCUGUGAUCCCAGUGAGAAGAGGUUACUGGGGUAACAAGAUCGGGAAGCCACAUACGGUUCCUUGCAAGGUUACCGGAAAGUGUGGAUCCGUCACCGUGAGGAUGGUUCCUGCUCCUAGAGGUGCGGGUAUUGUGGCGGCUAGGGUUCCUAAGAAGGUUCUUCAGUUCGCUGGAAUUGAUGAUGUUUUCACUUCCUCCAGGGGAUCCACCAAAACUCUCGGAAACUUCGUCAAGGCUACAUUCGACUGCCUUCAAAAGACUUACGGAUUCCUCACACCAGAAUUCUGGAAAGAGACGAGAUUUUCCAAGUCCCCAUACCAAGAGUUCACUGAUGAAUUGGCUUCCAAGGCUACUACGAGCACCAAGGUCCUCGCUGAGGCUGAAGAACAAGCCUAGAUAAUGCCCCACCUUUGUUUUCCUUUUGGAUUAUCCUUUAUGAGUUGAUUUUGGUCGAACCUUUGGUAGUAUAUGUUGCUGGACUGAAUCCUUUGUUUUCGUUUCUUAUGAACGGUUUAUUUUUGCUAAGUUUAAUCAUGAAUGGUGGUAAUGUUUUGACCAAAGGGAAAUCCAGUUUUUUUUCUUGUGCCAAUCUAAUUUUUCAUCAGUUUUUCUUUUCUACCUUUUCUAACGUUAUUGGGGUUAACAAUGUUUCAUUUAUGAACCAAAAUGGUCAAUAAUAGUG